This is a messenger RNA of Heteronotia binoei (common prickly gecko), 2238 nucleotides long. RefSeq names its product poly(ADP-ribose) polymerase family member 3 (gene PARP3). Bases 158 to 1777 code for a protein of 539 amino acids. Gene Ontology annotation, cellular component: site of double-strand break. NCBI's taxonomy places the organism in Eukaryota, Metazoa, Chordata, Lepidosauria, Squamata, Gekkonidae. The record is from RefSeq and is a predicted model, not a curated record. The transcript is spliced from 11 exons. Gene Ontology annotation, molecular function: NAD+ poly-ADP-ribosyltransferase activity.
GUUAUGUAGUAUGCAGGCUGAGGUCACCAGCAGCCUGGAGGAAAUGAAAGCAGACUGCAGCACGCACCGACUUGUCCGAACUUGCCCUGCUGUCGGUUUUUCCUCUACCAGCGCCGACGGCGGACCCUUCCCCGGUUGAGACUCUGCUAAAGUAAUCAUGCUAUCAAAGCGCAAGGCUCCUGCCCAAACCCAGGCAGCGGUCAAGGGCAAGAAGGUGAAAGAGGAGCCUGUACCAGAAGAAGACAGCUUCCGCUCCACUGUGGAGGCACUGAAGGCUGCUCCCAAGGAGAAGCUCAAAGCCAAAAUCGAUGCUGCUUGCCAGCUAUGUAAUACCAGCGGUGCCAAGAUCUAUGAUGAUUAUGACUGCAUGCUGAACCAAACCAACAUUGGGCACAACAACAACAAAUUUUACAUUAUCCAACUUAUAGAGCACAAUGAGAGUUACAGCUGUUGGAACCGCUGGGGCCGGGUGGGGGAGUCAGGACAGUCAAAACUCAGCAGCUUUCCUUCCUUGGAAGCUGCCAAGAAGGACUUUGAGAAGAAGUUUCGGGAUAAGACGAAAAAUAGUUGGGCUGACCGGGAGAACUUUGUAGCCCAUGAUGGCAAGUAUACCUUGAUUGAAGUGCAACAAGGGGAUGAAGAGGAACAAGAAGUGACAGUGAAGGUGGACAAUGUAGAUGGAAUGAAGCUAUCCAAGCAAAAGAUACGACCUUGCACCCUAAACAAGGCUACCCAGGAACUGGUCUCACUCAUCUUCAGCAAUGACAUGUUUAAAGAAGCCAUGCAAACCAUGAAUCUAGAUGUGAAGAAAAUGCCCUUGGGGAAGCUGAGCAAGCAGCAGAUUGCAAAAGGUUUCGAAGCUCUGGAGGCUAUUGAGACAGCCAUGAAGAAGCAGCCGCCAUCACAGAAGGUGCUGGAGAAACUCUCCUCUAGUUUCUACACCAUCAUCCCCCACAACUUUGGCCGUGCUCGGCCUCCAUCCAUCACCACCCAAGAGGUCAUCCAAGCCAAGAAGGACAUGCUGUUGGUGCUGGCAGAUAUUGAAUUGGCCCAGAGCCUACAGGCUCAGAAAAAGAAGGAUGAUGAAAAGGAAGAGGAGAUGAAGGUAGAAGAAGUGCCCCAUCCGUUGGACAAGGACUAUGGGCUGUUGAAGUGUGAACUUACCCUGGUGGACCCUUCAUCAGAGGAUUAUGAGCUGAUUGUAACCUACGUAGAGAAUACUGGUUGCACAUACCGAAAACUCAAAGUCCUGAAUAUCUGGAAGGUGAACAGAGAGAGUGAGGCCAUUCGUUUUCUGACUCACAAUGAUUUGGAGAACAGGCAUUUGCUGUGGCAUGGCACCAAUGUGGCUGUAAUUGCUGCCAUCCUGAAGAGCGGCUUGCGCAUCAUGCCACACUCUGGUGGACGUGUGGGCAAGGGCCUGUACUUUGCUUCUGAGAAUAGCAAAUCAGCAGGUUAUGUGGGCACCACUUCCAAGCAGGUGGGGAUCAUGUUCCUCAAUGAGGUGGCCCUGGGUAAAGAGUACCGCAUCACCUGUGAUGAUUCUUUACUACGCAAGCCCCCAGCUGGCUAUGACAGUGUGUUGGCCUGUGGCAGAACUGAGCCAGACCCUGCCUAUGACAAAGAGAUAAUCCUGGAUGGGAAAAGAGUGCAGGUAGCACAAGGAAAACCCAUAUCUAUGGCUGAGUACCAGGGUUCCAGCUUCUGCCAAAGUGAAUAUCUGAUCUAUCAGGAAAGUCAGUGCCGCAUCCGCUACCUUGUCCAACUCAAGUUCUGAGAUGUAUUCUAAAGCUGCUGACCUGCUGGGAACCAUCCGCUGAGGAGACCCUUACCUUUCUCACACCAAAAGAGAGAGAAGCAAGCAACUGUGACAAUGUUCUGAGAGCCUUGGCAGUGUUUCCCUGCUCUCAGUAAUCCAAGAUCACAACUGUACUGUGGGGAGAGAGGGGGUGUAAGAGAGAAACCAGUGUCCAGCUGCUGAGUUCUGCGGAAAACUGCAUGACAUAGAUAACUUGCAUUUUGACAAUAAUUUAUUUUCUGUUUGCCAGCAAGGAGGAAAUUAUACUGGCCAGAAUUGUAGCUCUAAAAGUACCUUGGUAACACCCCCUUUCUUGAAUAUUUUGGCCCUGUCAAUCCUGUACAUAAAUUAAUGAAUGUUAAGCCAACCCAAUUUCUUUCUUUUUCCUCUUGUUUUCUCCACAGGAGCAUCUCUUGCAAUAUUAAAAUAUAGUCAUUAUA